Messenger RNA from Syngnathus typhle (broad-nosed pipefish), 3851 nucleotides. Its product is annotated as xylosyltransferase 1-like. NCBI's taxonomy places the organism in Eukaryota, Metazoa, Chordata, Actinopteri, Syngnathiformes, Syngnathidae. Gene Ontology annotation, biological process: chondroitin sulfate proteoglycan biosynthetic process; heparan sulfate proteoglycan biosynthetic process. The record is from RefSeq and is a predicted model, not a curated record. The transcript is spliced from 11 exons. Bases 211 to 2907 code for a protein of 898 amino acids. Gene Ontology annotation, molecular function: protein xylosyltransferase activity. Gene Ontology annotation, cellular component: membrane.
AGAAGAACCAACGCAGCAGAUGUGAAGAAAUAUGCAUGCGAUACAGUGUUGAGUUGACUCUCUGGCGGCCACGCGUGGCGUGGGCGUCCGCCUGCCACGCUCUCCUCUUUCCCUCCCGGUGCCAAAACCCCUCCCCUCCUCCCCGCUCGUCCCCCAGUCGUCCGCCGCCGCCGCCGCCAGCAGCCGCUCUCAAGCGGCGUCCAGGCGGCAAUGAAGGCUCACGCGUGUCCCCGCAGGCUGGCUGUCAGUCUCCGCCUCCGCUCCCGGUCGGGGGUAGCGGCCGCAGCACUGGCCGUGCUGCUCAUCCAGACUCUGCUGGUGUGGAACUUCACCAGCCUGGAUGGCUCGUCCGGCGGAGAGCGAAGCGGCCGCGAGAAGCGAGCCGUCGGCCGGGACAAAGCAGACUGGCAGCCGCCCAGGAGCGGGCUGUUGCGGAGGACCGAGUCGCCGCCGCAGCCUUCGCAGCCGCCGGAGCUGGGAAACGCUGUCGGAAGACACAAGCUCCGAGCCGACAUUUACCGCUCGCACCGGCCCAAAGAGAAGCGAUAUCUGUCCCCCGACAGCAACAACAACGAGAACUCGGUCCCCAAAGACUUGGAGCACGUGGACGGCGCCCACCUGGGAAAACCACGCCAGCGACCCGACGGCAAAACGCAAAACGUGCCGGCAAAAGCGGCCGAGCGAGCUGUCGCGCUCCCUCGGGCGGCAAUUGGUGGCUGGUCGUCGACAGUGCCGUCGAGCAUAGCCCCCUCGCCGGCAUCACUGACCAAGUGCGAGAUGGGCAGCAAAGAAGUCAUUUCGGCGCUGUCGCGGGCCAAAAGUCGUGAGUGUCGUCAGCGGAUUGCCGACGUCUACUGCCGCCACAAGGACAACGUCCUCAUGCCGACUAAACUACCCACCUACUGCCCCCUGCAGGGAAAAGUGAGCGUGAACAUCCAAUGGGACGAGGAGGACGCGUCGGAGCGUGCAACGUCGUCGCCGGUGCGUCUGGCCUUCGUGCUGGUGGUGCACGGGCGUGCCUCACGCCAAUUCCACCGCCUCUUUAAGGCCAUCUACCACACGGCGCACUUCUAUUACAUCCACGUGGACCAGAGGUCGGACUUCCUUCACCGCGAGGUGACUCUGCUGGCCGGCCAGUACGCCAACGUACGCGUGACGCCGUGGAGGAUGGCCACCAUCUGGGGCGGCGCCAGCUUGCUGGCCAUGUACCUGCGCGCCAUGGAGGACCUCCUGGACAUGCACGAUUGGUCCUGGGACUUCUUCGUCAACCUCAGCGCCGCUGACUACCCAGUCAGGACCAACGAUCAGCUGGUGUCCUUCUUGUCCAAAUAUCGCCACCUCAACUUUAUCAAGUCUCACGGACGAGACAACACCCGUUUUAUCCGCAAGCAGGGCCUGGACCGCCUCUUCCUAGAGUGCGAUACGCACAUGUGGCGUCUCGGGGACCGUAAAAUCCCGGAAGGCAUCGCCGUGGACGGCGGCUCCGACUGGUUCCUGCUCAACCGAGCCUUCGUGGAGUACGUGGUCCGAUCCACCGAUGAGCUGGUUGCCGGCUUGAAGCGGUUCUACGCCUUCACGCUUCUUCCUGCCGAGUCGUUCUUCCACACGGUGCUGGAGAACAGUGCCCUCUGUGGCAGCAUGGUGGACAACAACCUGAGGCUGACCAACUGGAACCGCAAGCUGGGCUGCAAAUGUCAGUACAAGCACAUCGUGGAUUGGUGCGGCUGCUCGCCCAACGACUUCAAGCCCGCCGACAUGCCGCGCUUCUUGCAAACGUCGCGCCCCACCUUCUUUGCCAGGAAGUUCGAAGCCAGCGUCAGCCAGGAAAUAAUCAACCAACUGGACGCGCACUUGUUUGGGGCUCCGGCACCGGGCCUGCCGGGCCUGAGCGCGUACUGGGAGAACGUCUACGAGCGGGAGACGGACGGCGCAGACGGCUUGACGGACGCCGCGCUCAGCCACCACCACGCCUUUGCUCGCUUGGGCCUGGAGCGUGUGGCCGCCGCCGCCUCGCUGCGGGGUCGCGCUGCCCACGACACCUGCAGGUACGAGGCAACAGGCCACCCCACGUCCGUGCACAUGUACUUUGUGUCGGACCAGUUCCAGGGCUACCUGGUGCGCCACACGGCGCUCAACCGAGCCUCUGCUCAGACGGAGACUCUGGAGACCUGGGUGACUCCCCGGGAACUUUUUAGCUUCGGCGGACCCCCCAACCCUGUCAACAGGCUGCAGCACUUACAGGUGGGGGCAGACUGGGACGCCAAGGAGCGCAUGUUCCGCCGGCGCGGCGGGCCGCUGGGGCCCGAAGACGAGGUGUCGGCGGCGCAGCGAUGGAGUCGUGCUGCGAAUAACCUAACGGCGACAGUGGUGUGGAUCGACCCCACCAACGUGAUCGCCGCCACCUACGAUAUCCACGUGGACGCCAACGCAGACGUCACUCACUACCGCCCUCCGUUGGCGGCGCCGCUUCGCCCCGGCGUCUGGACCCUUAGGAUCCUCAACCGCUGGAGUCCGCUGGGACAGACACGCUUUCUCAUUGCUCCGUUGCAGUUUCGCCGGCGGCGGCCCAUCACACAAGAGGAGGCACGCGUGGCCCACGGCGGCCCGUCAGGUCGGACAUACAUGGAGCAGAGCUUCCACGGGCUGAACCCGGUGCUGCGCCUGCCGCUCAGCUUGAACGCGGUGGAGGAAGCGGAGGCCAACGCCGGUCUGACGGGAGAGCCGCUGCGCCGCUGGAUGGACCACCUGCUGGCUGGUUUCUGGACGGCAGCCGGUGUGUGCUCUGCUGGCCCCGCCCCCUCCGCAUGCCAUGUCCUGCCGCUCUGCCGCCGUACCGCCUGGAGCUCGGACAGCCCUGACCCCAAAUCCCAAGUGGGGCCGGCCGGGGUCGACGGCCGCAUCAGGUAACCUCGGAACCUGGCACGGCGCCACUUUUGUUUUAAAGGUCCGCGCGCCUUCAUCCUGCCACCUAAGCGCCGACAAGUUCAAUAGUACAAGAACAUUUUGCAUUUCAAUGAUGUGGGAGGCAUUUUCCUCCCACUCAAAUUGAUCAUCUUUAUUUAUUUGGGAAAUCAUUUUUAUUAUAUAUGAUACCAAAAUGUUAAUUAAAAUGCAUUUAUUCAUUUUAUAUUCUUUUUAUCUCAUUAAAUAGGUGGUUUAUUCUCAUAAUAUGUUUUUAUAUAAUAGUUCAUUCCUAAAUGAACUGGUUUAUUAUAAUACAUCAAAUGUGGAGAUUCAGAUCAUGAUUGCAAAUUUAAUGAGUAGUUUUUAGUUUAAAAAAUGAAAGCACAAGAUUUUCUUGUCCCGUUUGGCUGUUUUCCUCAUGUCAUAAAAGAGCAAAACGGCCCUAUGACUUUUGUUCACUUCCUGCUUGUUUCACAGAAAGUGAUGUCACGACAUCAUUGUACACGAAAAAAAUGGAUGUGGUGUGCAUGUGAGUGUGUGUAAAGUCCGGGCACUUUCCAGUGUUGGGCCCCCAAGGGGCAGCCGGUGCCUAGGUUGACACGAGAGACAAAUGACAAAACAGCAAAUAUUUAUUUAUUUUGUUUUCUUUUCUGUUGGAAUGUGUUGACAACAUAUUUAUUGUCUGUUACCAUGGCGAUAGAAGAGCACUGGAUACAACGUGCCUCAGAGUCCUUUGUGAGACUCACGAUUAAAAACGACAAGCCAAAAGUUGAAUGUGGUGAAUGAAAGCUGAACACUGUGAGAUUUCAAAGCUGCCUCACAUUUUGGACUUUAUUUAAGAUGAGAAAUUAAUAUAAAUGAAUGUCUAUUUAAGUUUGUUGCUCAUUUGUUAUGAACUGAAAAGACUUUUUGUCGCUGCUCUUUGUCGUGCCUUUUGUGUUCCACAU